This is a messenger RNA of Nicrophorus vespilloides, 1249 nucleotides long. RefSeq names its product E3 ubiquitin-protein ligase MIB1 (gene ref(2)P). Gene Ontology annotation, cellular component: cytoplasm. Gene Ontology annotation, biological process: protein ubiquitination. Bases 91 to 990 code for a protein of 299 amino acids. The record is from RefSeq and is a predicted model, not a curated record. Gene Ontology annotation, molecular function: ubiquitin-protein transferase activity; zinc ion binding. The transcript is spliced from 5 exons. NCBI's taxonomy places the organism in Eukaryota, Metazoa, Arthropoda, Insecta, Coleoptera, Silphidae.
AACGUAGUCCUUUUUAAAAUAUGAGAUGAUUACUGACUCAAAGUCACUGACUUGUUGCUUGUUUUUGAAUUGUAAACAUCAAUCACGACUAUGUCUCUUGUGGGUAUUAGAGUUGUUAGGGGACCGCAUUGGAAAUGGAACGAUCAAGAUAGAGGUGAAGGUAAUCUGGGCACCGUCUGCGAGGAACUCGAUGAUGUGUCACAACUUGUCAUAGUUAAAUGGGACCAAGGUACUUGUAACAACUAUAGAGCCGGACAUGAAAAUCAGUAUGAUCUAAGGAUCUUCGACAAUUCAUAUUUAGGCGUUAUUCACAAUAGUGUGUGCAAGGGUUGCAACAUUAAAAGCAUUAUUGGCAUGAAAUAUCGAUGCUCCACAUGUAAAUGCUACGACCUCUGUACCUCUUGUUAUCACAACAAUAAACACAAUGUAACCCAUGUAUUCACAGUGUUUCCAACAAAUACAUCAAUUGGAAUAAAUCUUCCUUCGAGGAUGUGCUCAAAAAAGGCAAAACUCCGUUACGGUUCUACAUACUACUACGAUCAUUUGCCAUUAUUAGGUAAAAACUAUGAAAAAAUUGUGAAAACUGACACAAAAAACGAAGCGGAACAGAUCCAAAAUUUAGAGAAGGCAAAACAUUGCAUCGGUUGCAAUAAACCAUCGUCUGAAAACGUCACAUUUGAGCCAUGCAACCAUAAAUUAGCAUGCAUUGAUUGUUCCGAAUUGUUUACGAUUUGUAUGAUCUGUCGCGUACCCAUAAAAAAACGUAUUAGUGUAGAUAGUAAGAUUCUUCCGAAUCCAGAAGAGGCUAGACUGCGUAAACUAGAAGAUGUGCUUCAUAAACUGGAAGAGUUGUAUUUUUGCGGUAUUUGCUCCGAAUAUGUAGCUAAUACUUUAUUUAUUUGCGGCCACAAAGUAUGUGAAAGUUGUUCUGAACGACUGAGUACUUGUCAUAUGUGUAGAAAAUUAAUUUCUUUGAGACUUACUAUUUGAUUAUUAUUUUUAUUUUAUAAAUAGAAUUUGCUUGUUUACUACAAUUAUAUUUUAAAUAAAAUGGCCAUACUAGAAACUCAACAAAAUACCAUAAUAAGCAAAUAAAAACAAAAUGAUCUGCUGCAAAGGGCUACCGACCAUAAGUCGUUCUGCCCUCGAAAUUAAAUAUAAUAAAUACAUACUAAUAUUUGCAUGGACAGGUAUAAAUUAGUUUUUUUUUAUUGUAACUGUUUUGAAAUUAGAAGUAACAUUCAUUGGA